AUCUGUCAAACUAUUCCAAUAUGUCUGGCGAUUGGCAUGCAAUACAUUGAAGGCAUAUGAUAGUAUAGUGUUAUUUUAGUAUUUUAAAGUAAUUUUCGUAUUUUAUGUCCAUGUAAGUAUUGCUAAAUACUUCUGUGACAUAGUAACAAAUAUUGCUUACGUCAAUAAACUUUAAUAAGUAGUUAAAAAGUUUUAACUAAGUAAUUUGGAAGAUUGAAGAAAGCUAGGUUAACAAAUUUUAUGUUUUAUAAGUUUAAUAAAAAAUAAUAUUGAGCAUCCCUAAAAUAGAUUUUAGGUAAAAUCAUCGGGGUAAUAUAUAUUUUAUUAUUUUAGGUACUUAGUAAUACCACAUUGUAUCUUAAAUUUGAAAUUUUAAUUUAAAUAAAGUAUCCAAUAAAAUCGCUUGUGUGCAGUGUUGCCAGAGAAAUUUUUGUAAAUGCACCGGAAUGACUGGAAUAGUGACACAAAUUACUAAACCAACACAUUUUGUACAAAAACUUAAAAAAACGUCGUUUAAUAUUAUUUGAAGCAAAUUUCUUAUGUCACAAAAUUUUAGGUUUUUACUUUAGGAGACUUUAGUAUCAAAAGUUUGGUUGUUAAUUGUAUCAAAUUGGUACAAUUUUAACAACUCUGGCAACGCUGAAUUGCCUGCCAUACGUCCUGUCAUUAAAAAUCACGUGGUUUGGAUUGCCUAAUUGUCUAAGCCACAUAGGACCAAAAAAAAAAUAGAUCUGAAGUUGACAGGACACCUGGUUGUGCAUUGCCUUGAGCAAGACGCGCAUAACCAAUAACAUGUACUGGGUAAAUGAUUAAAAAAAAAUCGAAACCCAAAAAAAAAAGGAAGAAGAAGAAGAGAUUGAGAAAUGAACAAAUUAACAAAUGAACUUGGUUUGAGUUGAGUAUAUUGAUUGAGUUGAAAUUUAAAUAGCAAAAGGUUAAUGAAAUGGAGGUAAAACAAGAAGUUGGUGAGGAGACGUAUAAAAUAGAAAUAGAUACUGACGUGAAUAAUGCCCUUCUGGAUAGCUUUAAAAUUGAAAUAAAGGAAGAACCCAAAAGGGAAAGUAUACAUGAUACAUGUGAUUCUGAAGACUUGAAGAAAAUUCCCUUGAAGAUUGAAAUGAGCCAAGAUGAACAUAAACUUCUUUUAUUGGAACAAAAACAAACAAAUGAAAAAGGGUUUCCACAGGAGGUGAACACAUUGGAAAUUAUGAAAACGAUACAUGUACAUUCAAACGAUAAGAAACAACCUAUGAGUAGACCAGCUGAAGAAAAAACAUUAAAAUGUGAAAUUUGUGCUAAGCAAUUUGCUAAAAAAGGGUAUUUAAAUGCGCAUAUGAAAAUUCACUCUGGGGAAAAACCGUACCAGUGCGAAAUUUGUUGUAAGAAGUUUGGUACGGCACAACAUUUGAAACGUCAUACAGCAACGCACACAGGGGAUAAACCGUACAAGUGUGAAAUCUGUUUAAAGCAAUUUAUUCAAGCAAGUAAUUUGAAAACACAUUUGAUAUCGCACACUCAAGAAAGGCCUUUUAAGUGCGAAAUUUGUUAUAAGAAGUUUGGUACGGCACAACAUUUGAAACAGCAUAUAGCAAGGCACACUGGAGAAAAACCUCACAAGUGUGAAAUUUGUUUAAAGCAGUUUAUUUCAAUAAGUCAUUUGAAAGUACAUUUGAGAGUGCACACUGGAGAAAAACCUCACAAGUGUGAAAUUUGUUCUAAUCAGUUUUCCCAGUCAAGAUCUUUGAAACGACAUAUAAAAUUGCAUACUGGAGAAAAACCUCACAAGUGUGAAAUUUGUUCUAAUCAGUUUUCCCAGUCAAGAUCUUUGAAACGACAUAUAAAAUUGAAUACUGGAGAAAAACCUCACAAGUGUGAAAUUUGUUUAAAGCAGUUUAUUUCAACAAGUCAUUUGAAAGUACAUUUGAGAGUGCACACUGGGGAAAAGCCUCAUAAAUGUGAAAUUUGUUUUAAGCAAUUUAGUAUAGCUAAUGAUUUGAAAAUACAUUUGAGAGUUCACACUGGAGAAAAACCUCAUCAGUGUGAAAUUUGUUCUAAGCAGUUUUCCCAGUCAAUUGCUUUGAAACGACAUAUAAAAUUGCAUACUGGAGAAAAACCUUACAAGUGCGAAAUUUGUUUUAAGAAGUUUCGUACGGCACAACAUUUGAAACUUCAUAUUAUAGUUGUGCACACUGGAGAAAAACCGCACAAGUGUGAAAUUUGUUUAAAGCAGUUUACUACAAUAAGUCAUUUGAAAGUACAUUUGAGAGUACACACUGGAGACAAACCUUACAAGUGUGAAAUUUGUCUUAAACAGUUUUCUCAACAAGGUCACAUGAAUCAACAUAUGACAUUGCAUACUGGAGAAAAACCGCACACGUGUGAAAUUUGUUUAAAGCAGUUUACUACAACAGGUAAUUUGAAAGUACAUUUGAGAGUACACACUGGAGACAAACCUUACAAGUGUGAAAUUUGUCUUAAACAGUUUUCUCAACAAGGUCACAUGAAUCAACAUAUGACAUUGCAUACUGGAGAAAAACCUCAUAAGUGUGAAAUUUGUUCUAAGCAGUUUUCCCAGUCAAGUGCUUUGAAACUACAUAUAAAAUUGCAUACUGGAGAAAAACCUUACAAGUGCGAAAUUUGUUUUAAGCAGUUUUCACAAAAAGGUCAAUUGAAAACACAUUUGAUGACACACUCGAAAAGCGCCUUAGCGUGAAAUUUUUUUAAGCAGUUUAGUACGACAUAAUUUAUUUGAAGUCAUUUGAGAAUGCACACUGGGAUAAAAUCCGUAUCUUCGGUGAAUCAUUUUUCUCAAGCAGACAUUCUGAAAUAACGUAAGAAAUUACAUAUUGAAGAAAUAUUUUAAUGUGUGAAAUUUGAUUGGAAAUGGAAUGUAACUGGAUAUAUGCAAGUUUACUCUGAAGAGAGGGAUAUAAACUAGUUCGCCUCUAAACAUGCAUUUAAUAUAGGAUAAUGUUGCUUCCGGAAAAAAGGAAAAGGGGCAGACCGAAAACUACCUGGAUAACUGGAAUCCCAAAAACAAUGUCUGAGAGAGAUUUACGACCAGGAGAUUGGACAGAUCGAUGCGGCCGGAAAAUAGGAACCAGAAGGCGCAGGACGUUACAAACCGGUGUUAUCAUCAUCAUCCAGCCUCAAAAGCCCGCUGCUAAACAUAGGCCUUUUCUCAUGUUUUCAACCCCGUCUAUCUUGCGGUGUUAAUUAUUAAUUUUGCUUCAACCUGUUUAAAAAAUUGUUACAAUAUCAUCAUAAAUAAAAAAGUUAUUUAA
This is a messenger RNA of Diabrotica virgifera virgifera (western corn rootworm), 3284 nucleotides long. Its product is annotated as zinc finger protein 501-like. Gene Ontology annotation, biological process: regulation of transcription by RNA polymerase II. Lineage: Eukaryota; Metazoa; Arthropoda; Insecta; Coleoptera; Chrysomelidae. The record is from RefSeq and is a predicted model, not a curated record. Bases 944 to 2713 code for a protein of 589 amino acids. The transcript is spliced from 2 exons. Gene Ontology annotation, molecular function: DNA-binding transcription factor activity, RNA polymerase II-specific; RNA polymerase II cis-regulatory region sequence-specific DNA binding. Gene Ontology annotation, cellular component: PcG protein complex; transcription regulator complex.